CAACUGACACCCCCGAGAGACUGACGCUCCCUAGACGCUCCCUAGGGACUGACGCUCCCUAGCCGAAUUCUCCUCUCCUGACUCCUUAUCAGUGAACCACACAGCUUACUGGUCGCAAGAUUUCCGGUCAUGCGUCUUUCCCGCGCAUAACAGGCCCUCCCUUCCAUAGCGCUAGGUUUGGUGAGUAUACCUCGCUGUUUGAUCCUACACUAGUUUGUUACCCUAAAUCCGAGUCAGCUCGGAUUAAUCGUGACGUAGGACCAAGAGCACAUGGUUAUUUCCAUAUACGUCUCAAGGGCGAGCUAGAUCCCCGAAAGACUUUUGAGUCGACUCAAGAGUCGUCUCAAGGGCGAGCUAGAUCCCCGAAAGAUGCCAGUUCAAGUGGCGGCUCAGAUGCCAUGUGAAGUCAUGGCGUCGUCUCAGCACUAGCACCUACCGGUGCAUUGUACCGCAGUUCACUCCUCGUCACCUCACAGGACCACUCUAUGCGACCCAGAUAUGCUGCUGACGUCAUUUCUCUGAUCAGUCAGAUCGCGAUGUGGAUUCUAUCUGAUACGUUCCAGAUCCUGUUGCACCCGAGGAGAUAGUCGUUUACAGCAGCACCUGUUGUAAAAGCCCUUCAUCGCCCGUUUCUCAAGGUAGAAACGCCUGCAGUCGCCAGCACCGGCUAGCAAGAAACACUGGGGAGGCCGUUUCCCCUCCCCCCAAUGGCUCCCCCUUCCACGUCGCGCUUUAGCGGGAAGUCCGCGGAGAGGCCUAGCGAAGGCGGAGUAACCACGCGAAAGAGUUACGAAUACGACGGCAGCGGUAACGGAGGUAGCGUGUCGUCAUUUGAACCCAUCGGCGAGCGGGCGGAAGGAAGCUUCAAGGAAGGGAGCGCCAAGGACCGGUUCAGGACCGCCAGGAGCGUCAAGCGGGGAAGCUCGCCGGCAAGGAGACCGGUGGAUGGGAUCAUGCACGAGUACCAGAUGCAGAACGCCGCUGCGCGCCGAGCAGAGGCGUCCAACAACAAGAAGGGAAUCCGGGGUACCGUGCUUUUCAUGAUGCUGCUCGUCUGCACUGCGGCUGUUGGCUGGGGGGGCUACCAGUACAAGCAAGCCCUCUCUCUCGAGCUCCAACUUUCAGAGCUGCAGCGCAAACACACACGCCUUGCUGCCAAGCUGCCGGAUGACGUCACCACUAUCCCCUCUGACGUCAGCAGCAGCAGCGGCAGGUGCAAGUCUGAUGUACUGUUGGAAGGAGAAACCGGGCCAGAGGGGGGUAGUUGCCCCCCCUUCGCCACAGACGGGCAGGAAGAAAACGGGGGCAGGUGGGGGGGGGAGGAUAGCAAGCUAGAGAGGGAGAGCAAGGAAGGGCAGGAGAGAAAUCGAGAGCAGGAGAGUGGCAAAGACAAGGAGGACAAAAAUGAGGCGGAGGAAGAGGAGGUGAAGGAGGAUGCAGAGAUCUUUUGGCGCCGAGUGGCUCUGCUGGCCUCCCUCCUGUGCCUCGUGCUCCCCAUCUUCAUCAUAAAAAACAUCGACGAGGUGGCCCAGCUCUUUGGGAGGCGGCAGACGAGGUCCAAGGCGCCAGACGGGGCUAUGGUUGUGGCUGCCUCUUCCUCCUCCUCUUCUGCUGCUUCUGGUGGCGGUGCUGCUGCCGCUGGUGGUGGUGGUGGUGGGUCGCCUUCGUCCUCUGCUCUUGCGGCGUCGGUGGACGAGGAGGUGUCGAUGAGCAAGCGCCUGGCGUAUAAGGUGGAUGUGCUCUUCUCCAUGCACUCGUGGGUCAAAGGCGCGGCUCUCCUCGCCGCCACUCUCCUGCUCAUCGCCCUUGGAGGCCUUGCUCUGUACGCCGUCGGAUCCAAAGAGCGGAUGGAUCUGGGCGACGCCACGUGGCGCGCCUGGUCCUACGUGGCGGACGCGGGCAACCACGCGGACAGCGAGGGCGUGGGGCCGCGGAUCGUGGGCGUGAGCAUCAGCAUCGGGGGCAUGCUGAUCUUUGCGCUCAUGGUGGGGCUGGUGUCGGAGGGCAUCUCAGAGAAGGUGGACUCUCUCAAGAAGGGCAAGAGCGACGUCAUCGAGAAGAACCACACUCUCAUCCUCGGCUGGAGCGACAAGCUGGCAUCCCUCUUGAAGCAGCUAGCGGUGGCGAACGAGAGCAUGGGCGGUGGCGUGGUGGUGGUGAUGAGCGAGAGGGAGAAGGAGGAGAUGGAGAGCGAGAUUCAGAAGAUGGAGUUUGACUUCCGAGGCACCACUGUCAUCUGCCGCUCCGGCUCUCCCCUUGUCUUGGCUGACCUCAAGAAGGUGUCGGUGUCAACAGCCAGAGCGCUGAUCGUUUUGGCCGAGGCGGAGAACGCGGAUGCUGCUGAUGCCAGGGCGCUGAGGGUGGUGCUGAGCCUGACGGGCGUGAGGGAGGGGCUGCGGGGUCACAUUGUGGUGGAGCUCAGUGACAUCGACAACCAGCAGCUGGUGAAGCUCAGUGACAUCGACAACCAGCAGCUGGUGAAGAUGGUGGGAGGGCGGAUGGUGGAGACAGUGGUGGCUCACGACGUCAUUGGGAGGCUGAUGAUUCAGUGCGCCCGCCAGCCCGGGCUCGCCCAGAUCUGGGAAACGCUGCUGGGGUUUGAAAACUGCGAGUUUUACACGAAGCACUGGCCGGAGCUUAUAGGGAAGACUUUCCGGGAGGUUCUGCUCUCGUUUCCUGAUGCGGUGCCGUGCGGUUUGAGGGUUUCCGCGCGGACGUACUUUGAGAAGAGCACUGAGGCAGUCGGGUUUUAUGGGGACGCUGGGAGCAGCAUCGGCGGUGGCAGUGAAAGUGGGGGAGAGGGAGAAAGAGAAGGAGAGGGAGUGGGAGGAGAGGUGAAGAGGGAUCACAAGGGGGAUACGCGACUGUGGCUCAACCCCGAUGAUGACUACGUGCUCCUGCCUGAGGACUCGGUUCUUGUGAUCGCUGAAGAUGACGAUUCCUAUGCCCCCGGCCCGCUGCCCAUGGUGCGAGACGCCCCGCUGCCCGACAUCGAAACUCCGCCGAAGCUGCCCGAAAAGAUCCUCUUCUGUGGCUGGCGGCGUGACAUUGAUGAUAUGAUCACGGUGCUAGAGGCCUUCCUGGCCCGCGGCUCCGAGCUGUGGAUCUUCUCAGAUGUGCCUGUGGAGGAGAGGGAGGCGAGGCUCAUAGAGGGAGGGCUGAACCCCAGCGAGUUGGAGAACGUGACUCUGGUGCACCGCAUGGGCAACGCCGUCAUCAGAAGGCACCUUGAGUUCCUGCCACUAGAGACGUUCGAUUCGAUCCUCAUUCUAGCGGACGAGGGCCUGGAGGACUCCAUCAUUAACUGCGACUCUCGCUCCCUUGCCACACUUCUGCUCAUCAGAGACAUCCAGUCCAAGCGCAUGCCGGCGGGCGGCAAGGGCCACCGCCGCAGCAACUCGUCCAUCUCGUUCCCUCGGCCCGCCUCCACGACCUCGUGGGUGGGGCAGAUGCAGCAGGCCUCCCAGCAGUCCAUCGUCAUCUCUGAGAUCCUGGACUCUCGCACGAGGUCUCUCGUCUCGGUGUCCAAGAUCAGCGACUACGUGCUCAGCAAUGAGCUGGUGUCCAUGGCUCUGGCAAUGGUGGCGGAGGACAGGGAGGUCAAUCGCGUUCUCGAGGAGCUCUUUUCUGAAGAGGGCAACGAGAUGUACAUCCGGCCAGCCGAGCUCUACUUAACCGAUGGGGAGGAACUGUCGUUCUUCGAGGUGGUGGUGCGCGCCCGGCAGCGCAUGGAGAUCAUCAUUGGGUACCGGCUCUUCACGGAGGACGAGGCCAUUCUGAACCCACCGGACAAGGCGGAGAGACGCGCGUGGUCGAUUCAAGACACGUUCAUUGUCCUCUCUUUCAACGAGUAGCAGUAGCCGGCUUUCUCGAGGGUUGUCACCCGCAUCUCAAGCCACCUGACGAGUUUCGAGUUUACAGCGUGGCUCAUCCAGCCAGGAUGAGAGACGUGCGUGGCUCAUCCAGCCAGGAUGAGAGACGUGCGUGGUCCAUCCAAGACACGCUCAUGGUCCGGCCUUCAAUGAGUAGCAGCAGCCAUUCUCGAGAAAUUAUCGCAUGUCAUCCCACUCAACAAUGUUGAGACGCGCGUGGCUGAUCCAAGACACACAACUAAUAGUGGCCAUGCAACAACAAUCGGCCGGCACGCGUCCAUGCUAGGAUAAUCUCUUACCUUCUCAAAGUAGAUAGUCAUGCUUGGCAUGUUCUUGGCUUGGUUUGGUGUGGUUUGUGUCCAAAAUCCACUCAGUUUCUUCUCAUCCUCUGACAGAACGAUGUCCUGACAAGUAGAGCUGAAUGCCACUAGAAGUGCAAUGAGUGGAUGAGUGGAGGACCGUGCCAUAUGGCGCGAAGUCUGAACUUGGUAUUUCUACUUCCAGGUGUAGUAGGGACAGUAUGCAUUAAGUUAAAUAUUUUCUCAGAACGUGG
Molecule: messenger RNA, 4425 nt
Organism: Closterium sp. NIES-67
Lineage: Eukaryota; Viridiplantae; Streptophyta; Zygnematophyceae; Desmidiales; Closteriaceae
Source: the annotation of a GenBank genome assembly